CCUCCCGGUUGCCCGGCGACGGCGACGCGGCGGCCAUGGAGGCGGAGGGGCUGCCCGGCGGCCUGGAGCUGGCGGCCGGCGGCGGCGGAGCGGGGCUGAGCCCGGAGAAGCGGGCGGCGCUGGGGGCUUCGCUGCCGCUGCUGAAGCGCGACUACCGCUUCGAGGCGGUCUGGUUCUGGGGCUGCGUCCAUGGCGUGCGCGGCACCUACUACAUCGCCCAGGGGCUGGGGGCUGACCGCGCCGCGCCCCGCAGCCGCCUCUACAGCUUGGACUGCGUGGAGUGGAGCCUGCUGACGCCGGUGGCCAAGGAGGUGGGGGAGCAGGCGGAGAGGCUGAAGGGCCGCUUCCAGGGGGACCCGAGUUUUCAGUACGAGUACGCCGAGGUCAGCGCGGAAGAUGCCGAAAGAUUGCUCGAAGACGGUACGGAGCUCGUGAUCAAGGAGGAGGACCGCCUCAUAGCUACAAUAGACCAGAUAGACAGAGCAGUUGGUAUCGUCCCCCGAGGUGCAUUUGUGAAGACUCCUCUUGGGUCUGUGCAUGAAAACAGAAACUUUGAAGGUCUUUCCUUGACUGAGGCAAAAAAGCUAAGUUCCUAUUUCCAUUUUACGGAGCCUAGUAACCUGAAGAAUAAAACCCUGCUGGAAAAGGCUAACUGGGACCCAUCCACUGACUUUCUGGACUCUCUGGAGCAUGAUAUCCCACCAGGCUCCUGGACUGUCCAGCCAGAGAAAGGAGGCGCUGUGGUGGUGCUGAGGAGUCUGCUGUGGCCGGGACUGACGUUCUACCAUGUCCCAAUGACUAAGCAGUAUGGCUACGUCUACUUUGGCACUGGUGCUAGAGGAUAAGAGGCUUGGAACUGUCUGGUAAUGGAAGAGCAACAUGAUGCCAGGGACUGUAUUGCUGGGAGCAUGUUUUAGCAUGGUUGUCUUAUAAACUGGGAAUCUGGGUCCUCUGUAGGAAUCACAGAUACAGAGAGUAACAAAAAUAGAAAAUUUAUUAAUUUCACCCACUAAUCAAUUGCUGGUAGUGUGUGCGGACAGUUUUUGGAAAAGACUGCUUUUCAUUCUCUGUUUUCUGACUUGAUAGAUCUGCUCUCCACUUACCUGCCCACCUUCAUUGGGCACGCACAAGGUGAUGGUGAAGAAUACAGACCCUGAGUGAGGUUUUGAGCUAGAUUCUUCUCGGCAUAUGAUCUCUGGUCUGGCACAGGCAUCUGGGGGAGGUCACCAGGAAGCCACGUGUAGUUUUCUUGUCAUAUGGGGCAGUUACAGUGUGGGUUAGAGUACGCUGAAGGCAGUUUGUUCUCAUGCUACUGAUGGAUAAAGUCCACAGACUCUUGUUCUGAUGAAGAAUCAGAUAAUAGAACAGAAUUUUGCUGAGAGCUCUGCCCCUGUUGAGACAUUUUUCUCACUGGGAAACUCUCCGCUUUGCACCCGCAGUCUGGACGACAUGCAUUGAGUUUUGCAAAAUGGCAGGGUUGGAAAAAAGACGGAGAAGUGGCGUGUAGUCUCCAGGCCAUUUCCUUCAGCCCAGGAAUUUUUCCAUCCCAUCUCCCUCCCUGUGUUUUUUCUAAAUGGCAGAGAGGAGCCGGGCUGUAGCUUACAAGUCAUGCUGUUGUUGUUUUUGUAGUGUACAGUGUGCUCUGUGAAGGGCAUUUUGCCCUUCCACACAAAGAUUUCAGCCUGUGCCCCGGUACAGCUCUGCCUCUGUCUUCUGCUGGGAGGCCUCAGCACGGGGGAAACACGUCCUGGUAAGGCAGAACAGGGCUGGAAUUAGUCGGAUGCAGAGGAGAGGGGCUCGGUACUAACGGCCAGAUAGGCUCUGACAGCCUCACACCAACGGGCCACUCUCCUCUACAGGGAGUUUACGAGGCCUUGGCUUGUGUGGCCACCUCCACUUAUGAACGAAAAUCAAAACCAGAUUGAUGUCCCCCUCCCAACAGCAGCUGCCUGUUUUUUUUGCAUAAAUUGUGCUCCCCUGCCCCUCUCCGGGGGAGCUCCAUAAAAUAAAUGGAUUCAUUACAUGCGGAUUUCCUUUUCCUUCUUCUCUGGAGAAACAAAGAGCCUAUUAGACACAAUAUGGAAAUGCACAUACGCAUGCACACACGUGCAGACAACAUGAAAACGUGCACGUGCACAUGCAGAGCAGAAACUCCCUCGCUCUCCCAUCUCCCUACCCAGACAGUGCCAUAAAAUACGUGCAGAAAACCCCUUCUCCGUCGCAUGCACAGCUCUGCCAAACACACAAGCGUGUAUUCAUUCGCACGGAUCUGCAGCUUAAAUUCCGAGCUAACGAGGACAGGAAAGCCCAGGGCAAGUUGCCUCCUCCCUGAAGGUGCAGCGCUGAGUGGGGUUGUGUUCCUCAGCCAAAGCCGCCCGUAGUGGCCGGGAGCAGUGUUUUUUACCAAGAGCAGAAGGGCCCUGGCUCGCAGUGGGGUAACCACAGCAGCUGGGGGGCUGCCAGCUUGCCCCGUCCAGCUGCGGUAGAGGAGGGUGCUGUGCGUCUGAGGAAAGGCAGGGGGAUGAAGGUAGGGAAACAGUUGGGAGCCCUUCAUUCCUCUCAUCUCCAGGUGGCGGCAAUACUGGCACAGGAAAGAGCUGGAGAGCACACCUUCCCUGGGAAGCUCUGCCCGUGCGCAGCAGGCACAGAUGCAAACCUCACCCACCUGUGCAGCAGGGUGAGGGGCACGCUGCAAACCCCUCGCCAGGCAGCUUGCACAGAGUUAGAAGGGACACAUGCUCACCUUCUGGAUGCUGCCACCAGGCGCUGGCCACAGAACAAUAAAUAUGUACGUGGAUAUGUUCACAUGGUAUGCUAAAGCUGGGUCUGAGCCUGGGUUUGAGUGCUGACUUGCUUCCUGUGCAAACUUAACACCCUCAUCUUCACGUCCAAAUCCUUCUGAUUUCAGUCAGGAAGCCUCUGGGGCUCCGAAAGCCUCAAUGGGGUAUUGUGCUGUAGAAACAAGAGGCAAAAUCCCACAGCACUAGGAAACCGAGCUUCACCUUUGCCAGGUUGACUAGGAGUCACCUCCUUGUCACCCCCAACCCAUCUGAUUUGGGAGUCAGGAAUGGAGCGGAGGGGGAAGAAGGGAACUGCUUUCUGUCCCUACUGUGCCUUAGGACAAGGGAGGAGAAGGGCAGCAGGGCCAAGCUGAGGGAGGGGGGAAACCAAGCCCCAGGGUGACAUUUGCUGGGCCAAAGCCCAGGCCACACUGAGGACAUGCCAUAAGUGUCUGAGCUGGAGCCAACCCUGCCAAAGCUCCAAUUUUUGAGGGCAGGAACUGAACAUCAAAGUCUUUUUUUUUUUUUUUUUUAAUCUGGGAUACAGACUACUGCAGAAUAUUUCUUAGCUGUCAGAAAGGAAGCGGUGGAAAGCUGGGGAUGUGUAGGAGCAAGCUGAAUUCAAGGGAGACCUGCUCAAAAUCAAGGGGUGUGGAGAGCAAUGUUGCCCUCAGGAGUUCAGGUGCGUGACCCAAGAACCAACUCCCUCAAAUCAUAAAUGCCUCAAUAGUGUAAGAAGAUAGAAGAAGAUAGCGGUGUUCUCCUCGGGCCUGGAAUACUGGGCUUUGGGGUUACAUCCAGGCUCCAUUGCUAGCUUUUUCUGGCGGCUCUGAAGAGUAGGAACUUUCCCUUAUAAGAUGCAUGUUUUCGCAUAAUUGCAUGAGUCGGAAAGCCAGAGCUUUAGAAAAAAACAGUGACUUGAAUGAGAUGUCUGAUGAAAUCCAGAAAGCCAGCACCAUGGGGGAAAACAGACCCCACAGAAAAGGGUUUCUGAGGAGCUGCUGAGCGGAAACCCUGUGACUGAGAGAAGCUAGCAAGCACUGAGAUAUGAGGCAGCUCAAAGAAGUUCAUAUUGCCUUAAAUUCAGUAUUCUAAGCCCCAGGGUUUCAGAUAUCUCAAGCUGGACCAUGAAAAUUUAUGUUAACUUUAAAAUUAUAAGCUUUUAUAAAAGAACAUAUGCUUCAUUUUCUCUCUUUGCCUCUUGGUUUCUGAGUCUUAAAGUUGCCUUUGAAUCACGUUUUUUAGUUUUCCUCACAAUGAAGAGGACUAGAAACUUGUCUUAUGUAGAAAGCGUGUUUUCACCUAAUCAUCUGUCAUCAGGAUCUGGAGCUUUAAGGAAAACCAGCAACAGUAUAAUGAGAUCCACAACCCAUCACAAGCACAGUGCUACUUCAAAUGGCUUCACUUCACUGGUGUCUGACAAGACUUUGUAUACACAAAUUCGGAGAUUGCAAUCUUGACCCUGGAAACUCUGGAGCCUUGGAAUGGCCAAACUGGAUGAGCCCCAAAAUCCAUUUAUUCCAGGGACCUGUCUCUGGUGUGCUGAUGCUCUGAUGCUGUCUCUGAUGCCUUUGCCAGAUGCUUCAGGGGAAGGUGCAAGAACUUUGCAGUAGGCAGAUGUAACAUAAUCUGUUCCAAACACUUGGGAUCGCUUUCUGGUUCCUACCCAUUAGAGAUGGGAUUGGGACCAGGAAUACAAAACUGAACUUCUUUUCCAAAAGUCCUGUUAACUAUUGUUAUUAUUAUGUUUUUCCUUCCACAUCAUUGUACACUUUUUUUUUUUUUUUUUUUUUUUUUUUCCAUAAGGCUUGCUGAAUUCUUGGUCUCCCCAGCUUCUUGUGUUAAGGAUGGCUUAGUCCAAUUGCAUGUGUUUUAAAGAAAUUAUUUACCUUGAUGAAGUUUGAACUGGUUGCUUCUUCAUCUUACUGAAUAUCUGUUCAUCCUUGUGUGUUUGAGGGCAACAUCAACAACCAGUUGUCUUUCCUUCUACGGAUAUUUUGCGUCCUUGCAUCAGGUUGCCUUAUGGUUGUUGCUGGGGAUUUGUGCAGGUGAAACUCCUUGCUUGAGGCUCCCGUGUACUUUACCUGCUUUC
This is a messenger RNA of Anas platyrhynchos (mallard), 4872 nucleotides long. It is a transcript of the gene RSPH9, whose product is annotated as radial spoke head component 9. NCBI's taxonomy places the organism in Eukaryota, Metazoa, Chordata, Aves, Anseriformes, Anatidae. Gene Ontology annotation, biological process: axoneme assembly; motile cilium assembly; cilium movement involved in cell motility. The record is from RefSeq and is a predicted model, not a curated record. Gene Ontology annotation, cellular component: axoneme.